Monodelphis domestica (gray short-tailed opossum) is the source of this 2606-nucleotide messenger RNA. Lineage: Eukaryota; Metazoa; Chordata; Mammalia; Didelphimorphia; Didelphidae. The record is from RefSeq and is a predicted model, not a curated record.
AUAUAAGGUCAUUUGUGGGGGAGGAGAGAGAACCCUAACAAAUAGGGGAUCAGGGAGGCCUUGUUUAGGAAGCAGCAUUUGCUUCACCUGAGCUUUCAAAGGAGCUAGUGGUUCCAAGAGUUGGAAAUAAAGAGGGAAAGAUUUUCAGAGAUGGGAAACAGCCUCUAUACAUGUAGGGAGGGGGAAGAUAGAAUGACAGGUCUAGGGAAUAGCAACUAGGCCAGUUUGAUUGAGAUUUGAGGUCCCUGGAGGGAUUUAAUGUAAAAUAAAUCUGGAAAAGGUAGAUUGGAGCCAUGGGCCUUUCCAUUGCUGUCUGGAGGAUCCCCAACUGAAAUUCUCGAGCUCAUAGAGUUCCUUGACUUGGAGCCAUUUUUGCCAUUAAUGCCUUCCUCCCUCAAAAUGUUGAUUGAAAUUUACUAAUUACACACAAUACCAUGAAAGACACUGUAAAAAGAAUAUAAAGAAGCAUGAGACACCAUCAGAGUACCAUAAUUUAGUAGAGUAGCACUUUAUAAAAUGCUUUCCUCAUGAAUUGUCUCUUUUGCCCCUCAACCCGGUGUGGUAGGUAGGAUAGAACAGGUAUAAUUCCUGUCUUAACAUAUGAGAAAUAAGGUGCAGAGAGAUUAAGUGCAAGCCAAGGUGAUAUAGUCAGUAGACUUGAGUUCAAAUUCUGCCUUCAUCACUUGCCACUCUGUGACGCUGGGUAAGAUAAUCGUAGUUUCCUUGUCUGUAAAAUGGGGAUAAUAACAGCACUUACUUCACAGGGUUUUUGUGAGAGUCAGAUGAGAUAAUAUAUGUAUGGCUCUUUUCAAAUCUUAAAGCAUUAUAUGCACGUGAGCUAUAAUUAGUCUUGUUUCACAGAAGAUCAACUGAGGCUCAGAGAGAUUCAGUAAUUUGUCAAUGAGUCACAGCUGAUAACCGCAGAGCCCGGAUUCACAACAAAAGCUCAGUGCAUGGAAGCCACAUCUCCCAACUAUCGAUACCCGCCAAUCCUGGUCUUUAAACUCAAGACCUCAGGGCACUUGUGUUUGGGGCCUCCAAAAGGCUACGUCAGCCUGGGUGGUGACAGGAAAAGUCAAGGCGCUUCCCCUUCUCAGAGAGGUCUUCAGGGUGGAGGACACUUUCCCAGGCGCUGGAAGCCAACACUGGUGCCACUUCAGGCUUCUUAGCAUGGGAGAUUGUCGGCAGAAGCUUACCAUUUCAUUAAAGGAGCGCCAAACUCUCAAGGGUGAGACAAUUCCCAGCUGAGGCCAGCCCGACUCCCUCCUCUCCUGCCUGGGAAAUACGCCCACCUGACGAUCCUUCCAGCAGGUGGCAUAGGAAAGCCAUCCUGCUCCCUGGGCGAGGGGAGAAACCCGACACUGACAGACGGCUCUCUGGGAACUGCCACUCCUGGCUGGACAGCAAACCAGGAAAUGCCCUAUCCUUUUAUGUGGAAAAACACCCUUGGGGACAGAGCACCAUGGGAAACCAGCUCUGCUGUGGGGGAAGCUGGAGCUGUCCAUCAUCCUUCCACAAGAAAAAGAAAAGAGGGAGUAAAGCACGAGGAAGAACAGAAAAGCAGAAGAGCACAAAGGGCCCCGAGACAAUGGGACAUACCUAUGAGCUGGUGUCGGAAUUGCCCAGGUCUGGAGAGGGGAAUCAAGGCCCUCAGUCAGAGGACAGCAGCUUGCAUUAUGCAGACAUCCAAGUGUGCAGCCGUACCCAGCCAAGAUCUGCCCAGGAGGUGAAGCACCUACAGAUAGAGAAUGCCACUGAAUAUGCAACCAUUAGAUUUCCCCAGGCCACACCCCACUAUGACAGCAAAAAUGGCACUCUUGUAUAAACCCUGAGUGUGAAACACUGUGGAACAGAGAACACUGGGCAGUGUCUAUACUGUAUGAGCAGGGGACAGAAGUCCUAUACUUCUACAAGAAAUAAUCUGACAGCUGAUGGGGACCAGGAGGCAGCCUCUCUUUGUCAGUUUCAAAGUGUCUUGGGGCUCCCUAGAGUUUUAAGACCAGGCUCCCUUUCCUGGGUCUGUCUACAUAUAAAGCUAUGCUGGCAUCAGAAACCCAAAGGUCUGAUGAAUCUCCUCAAAGCAGACAGGGCUAGACUCAGUUUCCAGGAGUGAUACUGGUCCCUGGCUCCCAGGGAAAAGACAAAAAAUGUUGGUAACUUUAUAAGCAACUGGACAAAAGCCUGACUGCCACCUGGUGGGUAAUUUGAUCUAGAGGAAACUCCAGAGGCCCAAAAAACAAUCAACCCCUAAAGAUAUUGCUUCCUAAGGCUCAGGCUUCCUUUCCCACUAAGGGAAAACAUUAGUGUCCGUGACCGUUCUGAAAUGAACAACCCCUGUUCAUCUAAUCGUGGAAAGUGGAUACAGUAGCGCUUCCCUUGGGCGACAGUUCCCAUUCAUCCGAAAGGCGAUCCCAGAGUGGGAAGGGGAACAUCUCUAGGGAAAAGAGCCGGGAGUGGGGCCCCUGGUGGUGGCUGGAGGUUCCAGAGGGGUCUCUCAGGCUGUCCUGGGGAGUAAUCCCUCGUUUGCAAGGCCUAAUUCGGGCUAAAGGUUAGCCCUGCCUGUAAGGAGAAAGGGAAUGUGUGGGUGAAUAAAAUGAUGUGGAACA